AGAAUUGUUAAAAAUCUUUAUGAAACAUACCACUGAAGAUGAACUUGAAGGAUUUGGCCUUUAUUUUUAUACUAAUGAUCUCAGGAGACCUUUGUGCAGAAGAGAAAUACUGUGACUUUCCGAAUGUGGAAAAUGGAAACAUUGCCCAAUAUUAUUACACUUUCAAAACCUUUUACUUUCCAAUGAGCAUAGACAAGAAAUUGUCAUUCUUCUGCUUGGCUGGUUACACAACUGAGAGUGGGAAACAAGAAGAGAGAACCAGAUGUACAACAGAAGGCUGGGCUCCAGAGCCAAGGUGCUUCAGAAAAUGCACUAAACCUGACCUAAGAAAUGGCUACAUCUCUGAUGUGAAAUUUUUGUACAAAAUCCAAGAGAAUAUGAGUUAUGUUUGUGCUACAGGCUACAAAACCACUGGUGGGAAGGAUGAGGAAGUGAUUCAGUGUCUUGCUCAUGGAUGGUCUUCCCAACCAAGCUGUAGGAAAGAACAAGAAACAUGUUUGGCCCCUGAAUUACAUAAUGGAAAUUAUUCCACAACCCAGAAAACAUUCAAGGUGGGGGACAAAGUACAAUACAGAUGUGCUGCUGGCUACUACACAGCUGGAGGACAGCAGGCCGAAGAGAUGGAAUGUCACACGCACGGAUGGUCUCUCACACCACAGUGCACCCGAUUAACAUGCUCUGCUUUAAAAUUAAUAGAGAAUGGAUAUUUUCACCCUGUAAAGCGAACUUAUGAAGAAGGAGAUGUGAUUCAGUUUUUCUGUCAUGAAAAUUAUCAUCUAAGUGGAUCUGAUUUGAUUCAAUGCUAUAACUUUGGUUGGUACCCAGAAUCUCCUGUAUGUGAAGGAAGAAGAAAUCGAUGUCCUCCUCCACCUCUGCCUCUAAACUCCAAAAUUCAAACACAUUCAACAACUUACCGUCAUGGAGAAACAGUUCAUAUAGAAUGUGCUCUUAAUUUUGUGAUCCAGGGGUCAGAACAAAUACGUUGUGAAAAUGGAAAAUGGACAGAACCUCCUAAAUGCAUUGAAGAAAAGGAGAAGAUAGCCUGUGAGAACCCACCCUUUAUUGAGAAUGGUGCAGCAAUCCUACACUCUACAAUUUAUUACAGUGGGGAUAAAGUGCCAUAUAGAUGUGAAAAGGGGUACCACCUCCGUGGAUCAAAUGAAAUAGCUUGUAAUCGUGGAAAAUGGACACUUGCCCCUGAGUGUGUUGAAAAUAUUGAGAAUUGUAAGCCUCCACCUGAGGUGAUGAAUGGAGAGGUUGUUGGUGGGUUACAGACAAGUUACACAACAGGUUCCUCAGUGGAAUACAGAUGUAUUGAGUACUACUUAUUGAGGGGACCGAAGCUAUCUCACUGUGAACAAGGAAAAUGGUCAUCUCCACCUGUUUGCUUGGAGCCAUGCACUGUUAGUGUGGAUCACAUGGACAGAAAUAACAUAGAGAUGAAGUGGACGUAUGAAGGGAAGGUCUUACAUGGAGAUCUAGUAGACUUUGUAUGCAAGCAGGGCUAUGACUUGCCUCCCUCGACCCCACUGUCUGAGUUGUCUGUGCAGUGCAACAGGAGCGAAGUGAAAUAUCCACAGUGUGUUAGAAAAGAAUCUAAAGGAAGGUGUGCAUCUCCUCCGCUUAUUAAAAAUGGAGUCAUUAUUAGUUCAACAGUUGGCAUCUAUGAAAAUGGUUCCUCAAUAGAAUACAGGUGUUUUGAUCACCAUUUCCUACAAGGACCUCGGGAGGCCUACUGUGUAGAGGGUGUGUGGACUGCACGACCAUUGUGUUUAGAACCGUGCACAUUAUCUUUUGCUGAAAUGGAAAAGAAUAAUUUACUCUUAAAAUGGGAUUUUGACAAUAGACCAUAUAUUUUUCAUGGCGAGUAUAUUGAGUUUCUUUGUAGAAGAGAUACUUAUAUAAGAGACUCAUCUAUUAUGGGGUCUGAACUUAGAGUGCAGUGUGACAGAGGACAGUUGAAAUAUCCAAGGUGUAUUCAGAGAGAGAGGAUUCUGUCUUAUCAAGAACCCUUGCAGACAUAA
Castor canadensis (American beaver) is the source of this 2024-nucleotide messenger RNA. It is a transcript of the gene F13b, whose product is annotated as coagulation factor XIII B chain. Gene Ontology annotation, biological process: blood coagulation. The record is from RefSeq and is a predicted model, not a curated record. Lineage: Eukaryota; Metazoa; Chordata; Mammalia; Rodentia; Castoridae.